This is a messenger RNA of Stomoxys calcitrans (stable fly), 945 nucleotides long. Its product is annotated as lectin subunit alpha. The record is from RefSeq and is a predicted model, not a curated record. NCBI's taxonomy places the organism in Eukaryota, Metazoa, Arthropoda, Insecta, Diptera, Muscidae. The transcript is spliced from 3 exons. Gene Ontology annotation, molecular function: signaling receptor activity. The coding region runs from base 1 to 945 and encodes 314 amino acids.
AUGAAUAUCUCACUGGAAAAUAUUUCUUGGAUGUUUGCCUGUCUGCUGGCAGGCAUAUAUACGAGUGUGACUGCUAUUCCUCAAUGGCAUAUCGCCAGUGAUGGCACUUCGUAUAUAGUAGAAAAUGAGUCGAGUUAUAAUUGGUUCGAGGCUCACUCCAAGUGUGCCAGUCAUAAUUCGCAACUUGCCGUUAUCGACAGUGCUGCAAAAAAUCAAGGCUUUGAUGAAUUGCUGCGACAACUAUUCGUUACAGCACCAAAUCUAUGGAUUGGCCACCACGACAAUCUAAAUACUGCAGAAACUACCAAUCGUUCAUUCUACUCAAUUGUAAAUGGAUCUGAAAUAAAAUUUAGCAGUUGGAUGAAAGGUGAACCGAACAACCAUCAAAAGGCUGAACACUGUGCCCAAAUACGUUUGGGCUCUGACUUUCAGUGGAAUGAUGAUAAGUGUGAAUCGAAAUGUGGUUAUGUUUGUGAGCAACCUCCAGAAGUCUCAAAUGUUAGUUGUGAUUUGGAAGAAACUCGAACAGCCAUAAACGAGUUAAAUCAAGUGCUUGCCAAGGAUCAUGAAAAUCAUAGCAAUGAAGUGCAUGACACGCUAACUGAUAAUCGUUUGAAAACUCACAGUGUUUUACAGGAAUGGCAAAAGUCCUCAAUGCACACUUUAAAUGAAUCACAAAGAUCCAUAAAUGAACUUUUUGCCAGGAAGCCCUACCUUCAGGCGGUUAUUGCCGAUGUGGGCCCAACAAUUAAGCAAAUAAUCCGUGAAGCUCAUAAUGACAUAUCAAUGUUAACCAAAGAAGCUCAACAAACAAUCGAUGGACAUAGUGAGCAUACACAAAAAUCCAUUAUGCAGGGUUCUGAACAAUUUCAGCAAAAAUUGGAAGAAAAUGCAAAGACUAUCGAUGACUUGCUUGUCCAACAAAGCAACUCAAACAAUAUGUAG